This is a messenger RNA of Serpula lacrymans var. lacrymans S7.9, 492 nucleotides long. RefSeq lists its product as uncharacterized. The transcript is spliced from 4 exons. The annotation marks the transcript as partial. Gene Ontology annotation, cellular component: membrane; endomembrane system. The record is from RefSeq and is a predicted model, not a curated record. NCBI's taxonomy places the organism in Eukaryota, Fungi, Basidiomycota, Agaricomycetes, Boletales, Serpulaceae.
GUGAGGAUAACUGCUACGUAUACCAGCACCACUACAGCGAUGUCUCGUCGUUUUGGAGCUCUUUUCUUGCACGGUUCCGCUGCAGCCAUAAUGGCGUAUGGGUUUACCAGUUUACAGCACUUGCCCAUAGACGAGUGGAUCAGCAAGCAAAAAGGCGGACAUCUCCAAUAUCUGACCAUCCAAGGUCUGGCGUUGGCAUGGUUCACGAUGACUCUCAGUUUUAUGAUGGACGUGUUGCCCCCGAGCUCGAUUCUUCGCAGUGUCAAACGAACCUUGUUGAUGGUCUCUCUACCAUUAGCCAUCGUCGUCUCCGCUGUGUACUGGUCUCUGCUUCUGUUAUUCCCCAGUCUCAUCCUCCAACGCAAACUGGAAAGCGAACCCUCCUCCUCAUCUCAAGUGCCAGAGAUCAUCCGUAUACCCUUGAACAUAGAUCUCGCUUUACACGCCGUCCCAGCUCUCACUCUCCUCGUUGACUUCUUGUUUUUGGAACGC